Cadophora gregata is the source of this 1497-nucleotide messenger RNA. RefSeq names its product sphingosine N-acyltransferase lag1. Gene Ontology annotation, cellular component: membrane. Lineage: Eukaryota; Fungi; Ascomycota; Leotiomycetes; Helotiales; Ploettnerulaceae. Gene Ontology annotation, molecular function: sphingosine N-acyltransferase activity. Gene Ontology annotation, biological process: ceramide biosynthetic process. Bases 1 to 1497 code for a protein of 498 amino acids. The record is from RefSeq and is a predicted model, not a curated record. The transcript has 4 exons.
AUGGCAAUUUCUGACGCCCCAGAAGGCCAUACGGCGGCCACCUCGCGGAGUGUGUCAGCAGAUGGCGGGGAGAAGGGCGACGGCACGACUUUGCGACCUAUGACAACAACAAGCACCCGCACCAAAUCGCAACCUCGACCUCGACCUCGACGUCCCCUUCUAGACCGGAUCUUGGAGGCUCAAAUCCAGCUAACACUUGCAUUGAUUCUCGGCCUGGCUGUUGCUCACCUACUAUUUCCCCAAGUACGACCCUUUACACGCAAGUUUUUCAUCCUAUCCUAUAAAACUCCCGUAUCUUCUGGAGCAGUUUAUAAGCAAGGCAUUGAUGAUGUGUAUUUCGUGCUGGGAUGGAUCGUAUAUUUCACGGCGCUCAGAGCCAUCUUCAUCGAGUGGCUGUUGCAGCCUCUGGCUAGAGUCCUGGGUGUUGGUAAAAAGAGCCACUUGCGAUUCGCCGAACAAGGAUGGAUCUUUCUUUACUACUCCACGAUGUGGGCGCUGGGGAUGUCUUUAUGGUAUAAUUCUGAGUACUGGCACAGCCACUCAAACCUGUGGACUGCCUGGCCGUCCAGAGACAUGUCCGGCAUGUUCAAGCUAUACUACCUCGUCCAGCUGUCGUUUUCUGCGCAGCUUCUCCUGGCCAUUCAUAUGGAGGUUCGCCGAAAGGACUAUGUGGAGAUGCUCACACACCACAUCAUCACAUGUUCUCUGAUCUCAAUUACCUAUGUAUAUCGAUACACUCGAGCGGCGAAUGUUGUACUUUGCCUAAUGGACUUCGUUGACAUUCUACUCCCAUUUGCCAAACUUCUUCGCUAUCUUCGCUACGAAACGGCUUGUAAUAUCGCCUUUGGGAUAUUUGUAGUAUCGUGGUUUAUUACUCGGCAUGUAUUGUAUCUGCAACUCUUGUGGGAUACCUUCAGAGACGUCCCAGGGGAGAGGACAAUGCUCUACGGCUGUUAUGAUGGUGCGACGAGUCAGAGGAUCCCAGAAAUGCCGGCCCACCCCGACUAUCUCUCCCACCUGCUCUGGCCAUUCCAAGAUCUCGAUGGCGUUAUCUGCUUAAACACAGAGGUUAAAUAUAUAUUCCUCGGCAUGCUCUUCCUGCUACAUACCCUAAGUUCCAUCUGGUUCGUCAUGAUUCUCAAAGUCAUUGCGGGCAUUCUGUCUGGAAAAUCGGCGGAAGAUAUAAGGAGCGACGACGAGAGUGGCGAGCAACAAAAGGAAUUUUCGAUUGACGAUCUGAAUCCUUGUACCGGGGCUGGCAGCGAGCUUCUUAGCCAAGAAUUGGAAAGCUUUUUAGUGGCGACGAGGUUUCCUGGUGAUACCGAAGCCCCAGAACAAUUCACAAAUCUUGGAAGUGAAUCGAGUCGUGGAAGGACCAUGACUUCCAGGAUGCAGAGGACGCCGAAACCGACAACUGCAAGGAGGAGACUCAUGGGUGCAGAGCACAGAAAAGAGCUAUUGAAUAGAAUUGGGUGCGAGAAACAGAUUGGAGAAUAA